CUAUCGCUAUUCCAGGAAACCGAAGAACAAGGUGACCGGGUUUGGGGGCUGUGAGGAACGUCGCUCCGGCGCCAGCAUGCAGGCUAGUCUUCCUAGCGCAGACCCCGGCAAGCCUUGUUUUCUUACUGCAAAGCUGAGCCCGUCCCGUUGUGCCUAACACACAGCCUCACCUCGCCUGUUUAGGCUACUCGUUAUUCCAUCAUGAAUCCCCGAACACGCUUGUCUGCUGUCGAGGCUGGGGAAAGGCGGAGACCUAGCUGACGCUCAACUCGACGGUCAUCAUGGCGACUGAGGGCCUGAUAUAAGACCCUACGCUUCUCCCAGACUCCAUGUCAAGCCAGCGAGAAUCUGAACAACAUCUGCAGCGUCCCGGAUUAUCAUCCUAUUUACUUGUUCAUAUAACUAUUUGUUACCGGUUGCCAAGAUGCGAUCAUCGUUCACCUGGGCACUAGCCCUCGCAGGAGCUGCUUCUGCAAAGCCUACGCAGACAAUCUCGCAGGCAACACAUACCGGACACCAUGCGACUUCAACACCCGCAAAUGCAUGUGCCGUGGCACAAGCAGCCGCAGAGUCGUUCCUCUCAUCCAGACCCAGCGCAACAGCAGCUGCAAUAAAGCCUUCAAUUGCGUACGAGUGUCUUAAGUCAAUCCCUGUUGAUAAGCAGAAUGACCUAGAUCUCCUCAACUACAUCGAGCCAUACAUCAACUUCCAAAGCACCUUGGAGCCUCUGGCGAAUCCUCCAGAAGGCUAUCUCGUUCCCGGUGUGGAUGUCAUUGGGGGACUCGGCCAGAUCCGAGCCCGUGUGAUGAAAGACAAGUACAAGAGCCAGAUUGAGUUUGCGCUCGAUAUCAAGCGGCUGUUUACCCAAGCUUCUGAUGGCCACUUCAACUACAACCCGGCCCUUCUCAACCUCUUCACCUUCCGCAGUCUGAACAACCUUGUUUCCGUCUCUGAUGAUGGUCUCAGCGUCCCGAGAGUGUAUCUCAUCAGUGACUUCCUCAAGUCUUAUGUCAAUGACACUGAUGUCUAUGAUAUUAAGAGCAUCGAUGAUGUCCCAAUCACCGAGUGGCUUGAGGCACAGUCUGCCCGAGUCUUCACCCAGGAUCCCGACGCCAAAUAUAACUCCCUCUUCAACACGAACCCUGCCACAGAGUUCCAAGGUGUGGGCAACGAAUUUGUCCUACGCUUCCCUGGACAUUGCCCGGACAAGCAGGUGAUCAAGUUCACCAACGGCACCGAGUACGUUGAUCAGCUCGUAGCUAUUGUCGGUGAAUCGUUGGUCGAGUAUCUCAGCAGCGCCGAGGCCAUUCACUCCAAGGUGGAGCUGCCCCCCACAAGCACCAGCUCUGUUGCGUCUUCCUCGUCCGCUACGUCCUCAUCUACCUCCAGCGCAACACCUACCACGACCCAGAUCCCGGGAUACCCGUUGCCAGUAUCCAAGCACGCCAGUGACUGGAUCUCUACGUACUUUCUCAACGGUUCCUACGGGGACACCGCGGUCCUAGCCGUGUCUUCUUUCGCCCCGUCCGAUAUCGACACUGCAAACAGUACCUUUGAGAUCGCAGAAGCCAGACGGGUUGUUGAUGUUUUCCUAAAGAAGGCAAAGGAGGCAGGCAAGAAGAAGCUCGUCAUCGAUCUCCAGGCUAACGGCGGUGGAUUUAUUGCCGCUGGUUUCCAGCUCUACAACCAGCUUUUCCCUAAGACCACCGAUAUCUGGGAUGGAAACCGCAUUCGUGCUCACGAAGCCUUCGAUGCUAUUGGACUGACCGCCCAAGAAGCUUCUCCCGAUACUCUGGCAGACUUGGUUUCGAACGUACUCAACGAAAAGCUUGAGCCCUUCAAUACUUGGGAAGACCUCUACGGCCCGGAAGUGAUUGCCGGACAGAAUGUCACAAACCUAUUGCGCUACAACCAGACUCGCAUUGGUUACUCCAAGAGCACCGGGGACCAGGUCUUCCUGCCAGAAAACAUCGUUGUUAUCACCGACGGCAUCUGCGCCUCUACUUGCACCAUCUUCACGGGUCUCUUGGUCAGAGAACAGGGCGUCCGCACGAUUGCCUUGGGAGGUCGCCCAUCGGAGGCUCCGAUGCAAGCCAUCGGCGGUGUCGAGGGCUCAGAAGUCCUCGACUGGCCGUCUUUGCAGGCUGCUAUCAUGCAGGUUGCCAGCGACGCCAUUGCUGCUAACGAGACCGACAUUCUCGAGGCAGCAUUUGAUGUCCUCCCUGACCUCGGCGACCCUCCUCUACUUCCCACCCUUGCCAAGUCAGGUGGCAGUUUCAACUACCGCAACGCUUACGCUCGUAAGCGCCCGGAUGGGUUCCCAGAGCAGUUCAUUUAUGAGGCUGCCAACUGUCGUUUGUUCUACACUUCGGAUAUGCUUACCAAUAUUACUGAGAUCUGGACCCGCUCCGCCGAUUCUGCAUGGAACAAGGCCAAGUGCGUCGCCGGAUCGACUGUCAGCAAUGACGGUAUCAUCAGCAACGACAUUCUGCCUUACAGCGACAAGGUCAUUGGCAUGAACUUGGAGUACAAGGGACCUGGUAGCCUGUCGUACAAGGGCGCCUACGAGCCUCCUUCUCCUUAUGUCCAGAAACACACCAACAACAAGCGUUCCAUUGUCGAACAGCUCAAUGUUCCCGAGAACUUUGUCUAUGAGCCCACCAAGCACAAAAUUGGUGAUCUGAAGGAGUACCUUGCUCAGAAUAUGCCGGAGGACUUCAAGUACGAGCAGAAGGACAAGAUUGCGAUCAGCCACACUCACCUUGACCGGGCUUAAUUGAGUCAAAGUUCUGGAGGGGAAUGCUUAUGAAUGAUGCUGCAGGAGGAUGGUCUUCAUCCGCUGCUUUUGUACCUAUUUAGCCACUCGUUGAUACCCAAUGGAUUGAACGUCCC
Molecule: messenger RNA, 2892 nt
Organism: Colletotrichum scovillei
Lineage: Eukaryota; Fungi; Ascomycota; Sordariomycetes; Glomerellales; Glomerellaceae
Product: peptidase S41 family protein
Exons: 2
Coding region: 425-2776 (783 amino acids)
Biological process (GO): proteolysis
Molecular function (GO): serine-type peptidase activity
Source: RefSeq, a predicted model, not a curated record